GCGCCCGGGGAAGAUGGGUCUGGUUGCCCUCCUCCUGAUGCUGCUGGCGCUGGCCGGCCCCGUGUGGGGUGCUGAUUACCCCUGCGGGGCGGACUGUGGGACGCAGCCCCUGGCAGCGAGCUACGGCAACAUGCGGGUUGUGGGCGGCCACAACUCCAUGCCGGGGUCCUGGCCCUGGAUCGUCAGCAUCCAGGUUCGCACCAAGACCGGCUACGAGCACAUCUGCGGCGGGUCCCUCAUCCACCCCAGCUGGGUGCUCACCGCCGCCCACUGCUUCAAGACCAAGAAGAUGUUCGGGCUGCGCGGGGUGAUCGGCGCCACACAGCUCUCCAGGCUGGGCCCCCAGGUCCAGGUGCGCAACUACCGGCAGGUGGUGCCGCACGAGAACUACCAGCGCCAGGGGCAGCUCAACGACAUCGCCCUGCUGGAGCUGGACGAGCCCGUCCAGUGCAGCGAGUACAUCCAGCUGGCCUGCGUGCCUGACCGCACCGUGGACCUGAACAAGCUCACCACCUGCUGGGUCAGCGGCUGGGGCUACAUGAGGGAGGAUGUUGAAGUCGUGCCCGACAUCCUGCAGGAAGCCCAGGUCUACUACAUCGACUAUGCCAAGUGCAACGGCAGCGGCUGGUACGAGGGCCAAAUCAACCGCAACACCAUAUGCGCAGGCCACGAGAAGGGCGGCAUCGACACCUGCCAGGGCGACAGUGGUGGCCCCCUCCAGUGCCGGGAGCAAACGUCCAACCGCUUCUGGGUCGUGGGGCUCACCAGCUGGGGGAUGGGCUGUGCCAGGCCCCGGCAGCCCGGGAUCUACACCCUCACGCCAAACUACUUCGAAUGGAUCGUGGCCAACAUGAAGCCAGCGCCGAAGAAGCAGGCAACCCCGCCCCCAGCCCCGGUGUCCGUCCCCGUUCAAAUGGCCAUGCCCACCUCGCAGUUCAGCACCGCGCAGCCACUGCCGCCAAUGCCGCUGCCACCGGUAAAUCAGAAGCCAAAACCAGGUACCUGUAAGUCAGGCCGGAGCAGCAACGCCAAUUUAGUCAAACGGCUGAACAACUUCCUGAAGGCUGUGAAGGAAGACAAGCAUUGAGCAGGACGGAGAGCAGGGCACCGGGCUGGCCGGGGGCUGUUUCUGGGCACUGGACGCUGCCCCAGGGGACUCUGGCACCCAGCCCUGCUCCUCUUGGUGCCCUUGCUGCUGGCAGGGAAAGAGUAAAAGAGUAUUUCUUGUGGUUGGCUUUGCCUCUGUCCUCCCCCAUCCUGCCCAGAGCCACAU
Alligator mississippiensis (American alligator) is the source of this 1273-nucleotide messenger RNA. Its product is annotated as acrosin. The record is from RefSeq and is a predicted model, not a curated record. Gene Ontology annotation, biological process: proteolysis; acrosome reaction. NCBI's taxonomy places the organism in Eukaryota, Metazoa, Chordata, Crocodylia, Alligatoridae. The transcript has 5 exons. Gene Ontology annotation, molecular function: serine-type endopeptidase activity. The coding region runs from base 14 to 1087 and encodes 357 amino acids.